Molecule: messenger RNA, 721 nt
Organism: Notechis scutatus (mainland tiger snake)
Lineage: Eukaryota; Metazoa; Chordata; Lepidosauria; Squamata; Elapidae
Source: RefSeq, a predicted model, not a curated record
CCGGGCCGAAACGGGUCGCGUCGACUCUCUCUGCAGCUCCCGGUCCUCGCCUGCCCGUCCGCUGCGCUCGGUAUGGCCGCCGCCUCCUCCUCCUCCUUCGCCCGCGGGGAGCGGAGCCCCCUCCUGUCCCCCCUCCUCCUCCUCCUCCUCGGUGCCUCCCUGGCCGCCGCCGCCGCCGCCUCCCCGCCGGCCAAGCUGGGCUGCUGGUUCGUGGAGGAGGCGGGCGGCGGCGGCGGCGGGGUGAUGCCCAGCGACCUGACCCAGCGCCGCGCUCUGCUCGUCCUGCCGCCGCCCGGGCAGCGCCUCCCCGAAGCCGCCCUGGAGCGCGACCUGCCCGCCGAGGUGGAGCCCGGCCUGGCCUUCCAGCUGCUGGACCCCUCCGGGAGCCUCUGGAGCGGCCGGGAGCCCGACGCCCGUCCCCGCUGGGGCCGCUCCAGCGCUCGGCCCGGCGAGGGGGCCCCGGCGUGCGAGAUGAACCCCUACCGCCCGCGGGAGGCGCACGUGCCCUGGGCCGCGGGGCUGGCGGCGGGGCCGGAGGGCGGCGGCGGGGGCUGCCCGCGCUCGCUGGACGGCCGCUGGGUCAUCGCCUCCAUCCAGAGCCCCGAGGCGGCCUUCGGGGUCAGCAGCAUCCUGCACCAGGAGGGGCCGUUGCCCGGGAAACAGCCGGAAGUGCCCAGGGUCACCACGGCAACCGGUAGGCCCAGAAGCCCGACUGGGGCAG